UCACUUUUCUCCGUAUCCCCCUUCAUAAAAUACAUGGCACCAAAUAAAACAUCGCCAGGUCCCCAACUGACCCCUCAUUGACGAUCUGGUGAACCUUUGCUGUUAUUCCUUCUUCGCUGUUGUCGAGAGAUUUCGGCUCCUUCCUUCGACAUUGCGUCCUUCUCCCACCUCCAUCUCCGAGAGCUUGACUUUGAUUGAUACGUGCAACCGGGACUGCGACUAUCUGUGAUUGCUCGCUGCCACUCCUGUACUAUUGCUACCGCCGGCACCAACGCCUCUCCCUCGUCACAUUUACAGUCGGCUGUGAGAAUCUCUUCAUUCGCUGAUCCAUUGCGUCUGGCCCACGGUCUUGCAUAUUUACGUUGUUGGCUAGCCGCUUGAACUGCCUGCACCGUCAGUACUUACAGGCCUAAUCACACAGUCAGCCUAUAUCGACAAGAGAGGAUCUUUGUCGAUUUGUAUUUGGAUCUGGAUCUGGGUUUCUCUCGCUGUAACAGAUUGGCACAGUUAUCAGGGACGUCCCUCCAGAAGGACAGUCGCCAAGAGGUCGCGCUACUGCAUCUCCAAUUGACGGAAAAAGCAAUUCUGUGCAGGUGGUCGUUUCCCGCUACGACGACCUACUACAACGACCAACUGAAUUCGGGAACCAACUAAAACCAACUGAGUUGAGCGAAACCACGCGAAACACGGGCCUGCCGGGCUGGAGCCAACAUCCCAACCCAACCCACCCCGUACCGAAUUUGAUAAAACAAGUCGCCAGUCGAUCGACCGAGGCCACUCUGACGCCCCUGGCUUUUCCCUCCUUCGAUUAAUCAUUUACUCGCAACUGCAACGAGGAGAGGAAAUAACAACCGGGUUAUCUCUUCUUCUAUCCUUCUCGGUUCGUCAUCUUCAUUUUUUCCCCUUGUUCCCUUCUGAAUCCCCCCCCCUCUCUCUACCUCCCAUCUUGCAUGCAGAACAAGGGAAAGCAGAUUGGAUCUUGCUUCAUUUGCUGCUUGCUCUGCUCUGUCACAUCUCGCACAGAGCUGAACCGCCCGCUUUGAGCUUGGACCCAAGUCAGAGCGCGCAGGGCAAAAAAGAAGAGCGAGCCGUCGUCGAACCAUCCACCACCAACGGACCAACCAGCUUCUAUAUCUGGUCUCUGUCGCCUGAGCUGAGCUAUCGAUAUUAUUAUUCCUUCCAGCCCAUCUCAGCCCCAGCCCAGCCCAUCUCAGCCCCAGCCCAGCCCAGCCCAGCCUCCCUUUGUGUGGUUCUGGUUCUGGUUCUAGUUCUGAACGUUCUUCUGGCUCUUCUUGUCCUUCUUGUCCGUCACUCCUGCGACAAGACUCACCCAAAGUCGAAUCGAAUCGUGUGCUGACUCGAGUCGGCCACGUUCACGAUCGUUUCCAUUCCUGUCUCACUUCACAUUUACGGUCGUCUCCGACCGAUUCGUUUCGAUCCGUUUUGCUGUCUCUGCUGUACUCGCUAGUCAAUACAAGAAAGGAAACCUCUAACUCGCGAGAACCUAGACCCAGAAAAACCCAGGUACUCGGCUCACUCUGGCUCGCUGACUGGCCUUGCCUAUUCCCUCCUGCUUCUCCUUGCAGCUCUCCCGUUCCCGCUCUUGUCUCCUUACAACACGAACCACCUGUCGCCAUUUCCCACAACCCUGCACUCGCACUCUUUUCAUUAUGAGUGCUGCAAUUGCAAUGGCUCCCUCUCCCGCUCCUCACGAAAGGUUCUCCAACCCCGAACUACCCGCUCCCUCUACUUCGGCUGCCACCGUUGGAACUUCCCCGUCUGCACAACGGUCUUCUCUCAACCUUUCGACAUCGCAUGCGACAACCCAAUCUUCCACCAGCAGCAGCCCUAAAGCUGCGGGCCAGGGUGCCAAAUCAUCACCCUCCAGCGCUUCACGAUCAGCCGGCGCGCCCCCUAGAAUUAUCGUCAAGAAGGAGCCUGCCUCUCCCAGCAUGACCCAUACGCGACCUCGACCACGCAAACUUGACCUGUCCAAGAAUACACCCAAAUCUAACCAACCAACUUCGGCACGGCCCAUGACAGCCCGUGACGGCCUUGCUAUCCAAGAAGUUGGUAUCGCCUGCCUGUCUCCUGGCUUUGUCACCCAAGACCCUGUUAUGAAGGAGCAGCUGCAGCGAAGCAUGUCAGUCCGAGAACAACAACGACACAUCAUCGAAGCUAGACUUCACCAGCAGUCUGCCAAGGGAGACGGUCCCGAUAAAGAUCCCGUGUCACAGUUCGCCGCCAAGACACCCGGCAUGUCGAGAAGAAAUAAGGCCCCUGGCCUCUCCAUCGUUGCGCCCUCUCAUGAGCAAUUUGCCAACGAGAGAGUUAUCCAGUCUGCGCCUCUUGGCCACAGCUUUACAGGACGUCAACAUCCUGCUCCCAUGACCCGUCACAUCACCAACCAGCCUUCCAACCUUUCGAGUACUUCUCAUAUCCACCACAUUCCUGCUACCCAAACGGCCAACCGAUUACCGCCUAUCAGCGAUGUAUUUGGCCAAGGCCUGUCAGCGCAUCCCGACAAUGCUCCUCAGCCUCAGUCUCUCUACCCUAGUGGUCCCAGCUCUCGUGGACCGAUGACAUCCCCUGGCCACCCUCCACCUCCACAGGCCCCUACGCCUGGACGAGGUCGUGAGUACAGAUCUGCUGAGGAAGCGCAACAGGAGCUUGCUGGUGGGCGACCCGAACUCCUCCCUAAGCUUGUUCACUAUGGUGGACACCAGCCCCCGACACCCCCUUCCCCAGCUCCCGGCAGUCGACCUGUGGAUGCUUCACGAAGCGCUAGCACCAGCAGGCGAAGGACACGCGCUGAAUAUGAGGAUGGCAGCCCACCCCUGGGCCAUGGACCUGCUCCCACUCGUCGUGGGCCCUUUGGUGCCGGACGGGAUAGCCCAGAAACUCAGCGAGCCAAGAAGGAAGAGUUCAUCCGAUUAUGCGAACGCGCGUGGGAUCUAUUUCACUCGUGAAACCUCAAAGACAAGAAUCAACAAUAAUCUUUACUACAACGACCAGCUCGCUUUGGUCAUAUUCUUAGCCUAACAAUCAAGGCGUUAUUUCUGUUUAUUACUUCAACCAUCUUACUGUGUGGCAUACGUCCAGAUCGGCUUUAAAAGGUUGGAUGAUUCGGUGGUUCACGGAAUUGGAGGUUCACUGGGUGGACAUAAUGUUUUUCAUCUUGACGACGCUAUGAAUACUGUCCGUCAAUAUUCCGAAUGUUUGGAGGCAACAAUCUUACACACCAACAAUCUACUCCUCGAUUCAAAGCACCAUCCACUUGUCGAUUGACUGGGGUGUAGUGGUUGUUGAUCAGGGACUCUACUAUUCUUGAUGUAAUUGCAACGGAUGCUUCGCAACAUCGGGACUGGGACAAGACAGACAUCCGGCUGUGGCUCUCUAUUUUAUUUUUUUAUUCUCGUCUUUUAUUUGGUUAUUGGAAAUCGCUUGGUCUGGUGGGCUGCCAGAACCCGGGUAUGAGCAAGACGAAGGGGGGUGAUUAUCUUUUUCUUCUUGCAUACUUAUGUCGUUUUUGGCCAGGAAUUGGCCCGGAUUUGCUUGGAUCUAUUAUUGGCGACGGUUUUUGUAGACCUCGCGUGGUGUACGGAUUUGGAAAUAGGGUGAAGUUUCAAAUAGGAUUGACAUAACUGUUAAGGCGAUACUUGGCUCACAAGUCUCUGUAGUUUCCUUUGUGACAUAAAUAAUCCAUUCCUUGAAACACAGGCAAUCUGGUUACAAAACUAUGUUCCUAUAUAUCAGGAGUGGUCCGAAUAUACAACACGCAAAUAAUAUGUAUAUUGAAUAGACGUAGAACCUCUACAAAGAAGCCCUCUUCUUCUAUUCAUU
Molecule: messenger RNA, 3843 nt
Organism: Fusarium odoratissimum NRRL 54006
Lineage: Eukaryota; Fungi; Ascomycota; Sordariomycetes; Hypocreales; Nectriaceae
Exons: 2
Coding region: 1671-2969 (432 amino acids)
Source: RefSeq, a predicted model, not a curated record